GGCACUGGCAUUAUGGCAUUUAGCAACAAAAUUUUGUUUGUCUAGAUGAGAACUGAGUUUUCGUUUUUUCGGAAGUGAGUUGUAAUGACUUAAAAAAAUACGAAAAAACAAAACCAAACCGUUCUGCUAUCCAAAUUAACACCCAGAAAUCCAUCCCAUCAACUGUUAAUCAAAUUUUUCCACAAAGAACCCAAAUAGAAAAAGAAAAAGGUUCUGGAACAAAUUUUUGCUAUUCAGUCCAGUGAAAUUAGUGCCCUUUGACUUUGAUGACUCGAAUGAAACUGUUCACAGUAGUGAAGAAGACCACAAGGUCGUAAGGUGUCUACAGGGGAUUGUUAGAUCAUACACUACUCGGUGACAUCCUACAGUCUCCCCCUCAAUUUUUCGGGAAAAGGUUGAUGUCUUUGGAGUAUGUGAAAGGAGUGAGCCUAAAAAGACCCACCCCAUAUAAAAUUGUAUGACUAGAAGUCCUCACCUAUCAAUACUGAGCUGCCUUCUAAGUUGACCAUCAUUCGCAUUUGUUCUUUCACAGGAGUAACACCAUGCAGCCUCUCAGAAAGUCUUUCUCAGCUUUUUCUCUCCAAUCUCAGAUUCCAUCGGCCACAUUGUCCAUGGAAGUGAGCUACAUAUUCCAUUCGCACCUGAUUGGCAGAGCUGGGAAGAAUAUCAACCGUGUGAUGGAGGACACCGGAACGCGCAUACAUUUCCCUGAUUGCAAUCGCAUUGCCGGUGAAUUCAAAAGGAACAGCGUCGUCGUUCGUGGUCCAAUUGCUAAUCUCGAAAAUGCUCGUCAACGUAUUCGGGCGGAUAUCCCGGUAGAGUUUAUCGUCGAUUGCAACAUUGAACGAGUAAAUUCCAUCGGCGAAUCUUCACUAAGUGAUUAUUUUUCCAAGACAUUUGGUGUCUUGAUGCGUUUCUAUCCGAAGAUUGAUGGCGUUAGUUGCCAGGUCAACAUCCGUGGGCAACAAGAUCAUCUUCAACUUCUCAAAGACGCUGUCACGUAUUUUGGACGUGUAACUCAUACGCCUGUGGAUUCGGUGGUGAUGAAAGUGGAAACAUCGUUCGAUCACGUAUGGAUUGCUCGGGACCACAUUGACAAAAUCAUCACAGCCACAGGUGCCGGAAUUCGUUGUCCGGAUGUUUCUGUCCUAAAGGAACUACCGAAAAAAUAUUGCGUUUGGAUUCGUGGAUCUAUGGAUCAAGUUUACAUGGCCAGUUCUAUGCUAAAUGGACUGUUGCCGAUGCAGUUAAUGGUUCAAGUUCCUUCAGAUCGCUUCAACCGCCAUCUUUUAGGUAGAGCGCAAAAUGUUGACGUAAUGUUUCACCUGGAACACUCCACUUCAGAUAUUCUGACCAUAAGACUCACCUCGUAUGAAUGGAACACACGAAAUUUGUUUGUUCUGCUCAAGUGUUGUCUGGAGUUACCCAACAAUGUGACCGCUGUCAUCCCAAGUUUAUCUCCUACUUGGUUGGCUCUUGCGGAAAUUACCCAGCACAGUUCUUUCCUUCAAGCCUCACAAAAGCUGUCAAGUUUAAUGUCUUCCUCAAAUAACGGCAAUGUUCCUCAGCAAUCGAGUACGAUCGCGAUGAAUGUUCCACGAUCUGUCGACACUUCCAGCCCGGAUUCUAGCACUACAAAUUCUUCACCCCGUUUCGCAAACGAAUCCUCCAUACCAGCAUCACUGGCAGCCUCUCGAUUCGACCAAAAUUCGUCGCGUCAUUUAUCACAGUUUUUGGAGGCAAUUGGUUUGUCCCAUUAUUCAGAUCUAUUUAUUCAAAACGAAAUCGAUCUGGCGAUGUUUACCACUUUGAAAGACGAGGAUUUCAUCAGCAUAGGAAUCCGUUCGUUCGAUGCGAGAAAAAUGAUGCUGAAUGCUGUUCAAGAAUUACGCCGUUGAUAUUUUCACAAGGUUGUUGGAAUCGCGUUGACUCCUGUUAAUUAAUGUGCAUAUGCGCUCACUUACCUUUAAACUUUUGAUUUUUUCUUAUUAUUUUUUUGUGUUUUAUUAAUUUUGAUGUGUGAGAUGACUGGAUGAUCAAACAUUUUGUUAAAUUUUACUUUAUCUUAAUUUACUUUAUCCUUUGUAUGUAUUCGAGCAUUUUACUUAUUUUUCAUUAUACACAUGACAAUCGACCAAACUAAA
Molecule: messenger RNA, 2144 nt
Organism: Daphnia pulex (common water flea)
Lineage: Eukaryota; Metazoa; Arthropoda; Branchiopoda; Diplostraca; Daphniidae
Product: protein bicaudal C homolog 1-like
Exons: 12
Coding region: 543-1898 (451 amino acids)
Cellular component (GO): cytoplasm
Molecular function (GO): RNA binding; protein binding
Source: RefSeq, a predicted model, not a curated record